This is a messenger RNA of Manis pentadactyla (Chinese pangolin), 1908 nucleotides long. It is a transcript of the gene DLL3, whose product is annotated as delta like canonical Notch ligand 3. Gene Ontology annotation, cellular component: membrane. Bases 1 to 1776 code for a protein of 591 amino acids. Gene Ontology annotation, molecular function: calcium ion binding; Notch binding. The transcript is spliced from 9 exons. NCBI's taxonomy places the organism in Eukaryota, Metazoa, Chordata, Mammalia, Pholidota, Manidae. The record is from RefSeq and is a predicted model, not a curated record. Gene Ontology annotation, biological process: multicellular organism development; Notch signaling pathway.
AUGGUCGGCUCGCGGAUGCCCCAGCUCCUGUCCCGGACGAUGAUCCUGGCGCUUAUUUUCCUUCCUCAGGCACGGCCGGCGGGCGUCUUCGAGUUGCAGAUCCACUCUUUCGGGGCAGGCCCAGGCCCAGGGGCUCCGCGGUCCCCCUGCAGUGCCCAGGGUCCCUGCCGCCUCUUCUUUAGGGUCUGCCUGAAGCCAGGGGUCACCGAGGAGGCCGCCGAAUCUCCGUGCGCCCUGGGCGCGGCGCUGAGUGGGCGCGGGCUCGUCUACACCCAGCAGCCGGAGGCGCCAGCGCCUGACCUGCCGCUGCCCGACGGCCCCCUGCGCGUGCCCUUCCGAGACGCCUGGCCUGGCACCUUCUCUCUCAUCAUUGAAACCUGGAGAGAGGAGUUUGGAGAGGAGAUUGGAGGGCCCUCCUGGAGCCUGCUGGCGCGCGUGGCCGGCCGGCGUCGCCUAGCGGCCGGGGGCCCGUGGGCCCGGGACGUGCAGCGCGCAGGCACCUGGGAGCUGCGCUUUUCGUACCGCGCGCGCUGCGAGCCGCCCUCCGCUGGGACGACGUGCGUGCGCGUCUGCCGCUCGCACAGCGCGCCCUCGCGGUGCAGGCCGGAACUGCGCCCCUGCGGGCUGCUGGAGGACGAGUGCGAGGCUCCAGCGGCAUGUCGAGCAGGCUGCAGCCCAGAGCACGGCUUUUGUGAGCAACCAGAUGAAUGUCAAUGCCUGGAAGGCUGGACUGGGCCCCUCUGCACCAUCCCUGUCUCAGCUAGCAGCUGCCUCAGCCCCAGGGGCCCAUCUUCUGCCACCACUGGAUGCGUUGUACCUGGUCCGGGGCCCUGUGAUGGGAACCCAUGCGCCAACGGGGGCAGCUGCAGUGAAACACCAGGGUCCUUUGAAUGUGCCUGUCCCCGUGGAUUCUAUGGGUUGCGGUGUGAAGUGAGCGGGGUCACAUGUGCGGAUGGACCUUGCUUCAACGGUGGCUUGUGUGUGGGAGGUGCAGACCCCGACUCUGUCUACAUCUGCCACUGCCCGCCUGGUUUCCAAGGCUCCAACUGUGAGAAGAGGGUGGACCGGUGCAGCCUGCAGCCAUGCCGGAACGGCGGGUUCUGCCUGGACCUGGGCCACGCCCUUCGCUGCCGCUGCCGCGCGGGCUUCGCGGGGCCGCGCUGCGAGCAUGACCUGGAGGACUGCGCCGGCCGCGCCUGCGCCAACGGCGGCACGUGCCUGGAGGGCGGUGGCGCGCGCCGCUGCUCCUGCGCGCUGGGCUUUGGCGGACGCGACUGCCGCGAGCGCGCCGACCCGUGCGCUGCGCGCCCCUGCGCCCACGGUGGCCGCUGCUACGCUCACUUCUCCGGCCUCGUCUGCGCCUGCGCGCCCGGGUACAUGGGCGCGCGCUGCGAGUUCCCAGUUCACCCAGACGGCGCGGACGAGGGCGCAGACAGCUUGCCCGCGGCUCCGCUGGGUGUCAAGCGUGGGGACCCGCAGCGCUUCCUUUUGCCGCCGGCUUUGGGACUGCUGGUGGCCGCGGGCUUGGCCGGCGCUGCACUGUUGCUGGUGCAUGUGCGACGCUGUGGCCCUGGCCGGGAUACUGGGUCUCGAUUGCUGGCAGCGACCCCGGAGCCAUCCAUCCACGCACUCCCUGAUGCGCUCAACAACAUGAGGACUCAGGAGGGCCCCGGGGAUGGCCCGAGCCCGUCAGCAGAUUGGAAUCACGCUGAGGAUGGAGACUCCUGUGCGAUUUACGUCAUAUCUGCUCCUUCCAUCUAUGCUCGGGAGGCCUGACCUGUCCCUCCUCCACCAGUGCUUUGAGACAACCUGGAUGUUUACUUGGUGGUGCCCAAUCUCUGCGGAGUGGCUGGGAGAAUUUUACCCUUGGAAGUUGUACAUAAUACUUAUUUAUAUCCUAUUUUUCUU